UGCUAGUGUGACGUAUAAACUAGUGGACGGAACGCUUCUUUCAACAGCAACAACAGUCAGUCAGCCACCUCGGUAGCUUGCUAGCCAAAAUAGACGAACCAAUAAAUCUCUUUAGAGGCUUUCGUAUAGCCACUGUGUUUUAAACCCGUUUCUUUCGUCUAGUUAGUUAUCCGAUUUACUUUCAUAUUUACGGUGUUGUUAUUGGUCAUCUAGCUGGCUGGUUAAGUUAGCAUUAGCCUAGCUAUCUAACAUCCCCGACAAUGAGCUCACCAAGCUACUCUCCUCCUGCUAAAGGAGAGGAGGUCUGCUGGACGGAGAAAGAAGUUCUCGUGAAAGACGAGAAGGAAGAGAAAGAUGUCACACUACUAAAACAAGAAGUAGAGGUUGAGGCUGUUACAGUGAAAGAAGAAGAGAACGACGUUACAGAGAAAGAAGAGGAAGACGCGUUCAGAGUUAAAGAGGAAGAUGUUACAGUAAAAGAAGAAGUGAAAGAGGAGGAGAAUGUCUCAAUACAAAAACAAGUAGAGAGUGAGGCUAUUGCCUUGAAAGAAGACAAAGACGUUUCAGUGAAAGAAGAGGAGGAGGAUGCAGUUUUUGGAGUGAAAGAGGAGGCGGGGGAGAUGACUGUCACAUCGAAAAAGGAGAAGGAAGAAGAGGAGGAAACUGGAUAUCUGGGCCCGGUUUCGCAAACACAUCUUAAGGCAUCCAAUGGUUCUAACGAUGAACUUAGCCGUGAAAUGGUUUUGAGAAACCGUUCCCUGAUUAACACUAGAGAAAGACAUGACAAUCGUGGAUCCUCUGGGGAGCCUCAUCUACAUCAUGAAGCUGACGAGGCAGAGAAGAGUCUCUCCAGAUCAGAACACCUCAGGAAACACCAGCGGAAACCCACAGGGAAGAAAUCUCACCACUGCUCUGACUGUGGGAAGAGUUACUCAAGAUCAGAUUCACUAAAAGCACACCAGAGAAUUCACACAGGGAAGAAGUCUCACCACUGCUCUGACUGUGGGAAGAGAUACUCAAGAUCAGAUACACUAAAAGUACACCAGAGAAAACACAUUGGAGAGAAACCUCACUGCUGCUCUGGUUGUGGGAAGAGUUGCACCUCUUUAGCAACCCUAAAAAUACAUCAGAGAAUCCAUAGAAGAGAAAAACCUUAUAGCUGCUCUGACUGUGGGAAGUGUUUUGUUUUGUCAGGACAUUUAAAAUCACACCAGAGAAUACACACGGGAGAGAAACCUUAUAGCUGUGAUCUAUGUGGGAGGAGUUUUAGGCACUUAAGCAGCCUGAUAGUACACCAGAGAAUACACACAGGAGAGAAACCUUACCAAUGCUCUGACUGCGGGAACAGUUUUGUUUCGUCAGGACUUUUAAAAUCACACCAGAGAACACACACAGGAGAGAAGCCUCAUAGCUGUGAUCAAUGUGACAAGAGAUACUCUGAUAAAAGAUCUCUGGUUAAACAUCAGACAAUUCAUACAUGAAGGUUGUUGUUCAAUGUGGGAAGAGUUUUACUGAAUCUAGAAAGCUGACUUUGCACCAGAGAAAACACAGGAAAUAAAUUUUACCACUUGCUCUGACUGUGGAAAGAGUUUUCUUUGAUCAGGAUUUUUUUUUAAAAUCAUACCAGAGAACACACACAGGAGAGAAAUAUCAUAGCUGUGAUCAAUGUGACAAGAGAUACGUUAUAUCAAUGAAAUGAUGUCACAAUGUAAUAGGAGUAGGAUAAUGAUGUCACAAUGUAAUAGGAGUAGGAUAAUGAUGUCAUAAUGAAGGAACCCUGCAUGUUUGCCUUGUUCUAUUGAUUUCAGCUAUGGAUUGAAAUGAAAGAGUACUGUUUAUGUGAUUAACAAAAAGUGACUGACAAAAAGUGUUGCGUUAUGAAAAGACUACGUUGUAGUUGAAAGUUGAAAAGAUUUCGUUUUUUUCAAUGACUUGAAAACGACUUAAUUUCAACGUACUUGCAGCCUAUACACAUGGACGCAGUAUAAUAAAUAUAAUCAAUUUUUAUUAACAAUCUGACAUCACUCCAGUAUUUCUUGACAACAUUCAAGUGCUAAUUGUCUUUAUUCCACUACUGAAGAAGCAUGACUCAAAUCACCUCAUAUUUCAAACAUCCAGCCUGACAAAAAAUACAUGUUUUAUUAUUCCAUGCCUCACCAUUAAGUGAAUUAUUGCCAAUACAUAUUAACAAAGGGGUGUAUAUUCGGUUUUUAUAUUUUAUAUUUCAUAAUAUUUCAAUGUAAUGUAACAUUUAGUAAUCACAAUAAUUUAUGCGACUAACUGAAUUAUAUUGUUUACUAACAAUGUAGUAAAAGAAGUUCAUAUUUUGUGUUGGAUAUUACAUCCUAUUCUUACUAUUUUAAUCAAUGUCAUUUCCUUAGAAUGCUCAUUAGUCUUUCAGUUUUUAUUUAUUAUUCUUUAGUUUGUUUAUUUAUUUAUUUUUUCCUCCUAUGUUUGUUGUGUAGUAAAUAUUUCUGUUUUUAUUUUCAUCUGUUUUUAUUAGUUUUUUCCUGUGAAGCCCAUUGUGUUGCAUCCAUGUCUGAAAUGUGCUGUAUAAAUAAAGCUUGGUUUGAUUUGAAUAUAUUACAAAACAAAUUAACCCAAUUGCCGACUUUAA
Messenger RNA from Salvelinus fontinalis (brook trout), 2617 nucleotides. RefSeq names its product zinc finger protein 664-like. The record is from RefSeq and is a predicted model, not a curated record. The transcript has 2 exons. Gene Ontology annotation, molecular function: RNA polymerase II cis-regulatory region sequence-specific DNA binding; DNA-binding transcription factor activity. Gene Ontology annotation, biological process: regulation of transcription by RNA polymerase II. The coding region runs from base 261 to 1481 and encodes 406 amino acids. Lineage: Eukaryota; Metazoa; Chordata; Actinopteri; Salmoniformes; Salmonidae.